AAAAAAAUCAGCCCUAUUGGUCUCCUCAGUCUUCACUCCCUAAAAUAAAUUUCUCCGCCUUCUUAUUUCCACCAACAAAUCUGAAGGAAAAUUAAAAAGGGAAGAAAAUAUCGUCGAUUGGAUUAAGUGUUAGAUUGAUAUUAUAAAGAUGUCUCCAACAGAAUCAUCACGAGAGGAAAAUGUUUAUAUGGCCAAGUUGGCUGAGCAGGCCGAACGUUAUGAGGAAAUGGUGGAGUUCAUGGAGAAAGUUGCAAAGACGGUGGAUGUUGAGGAGCUGACGGUUGAGGAGCGGAACCUUCUCUCUGUGGCUUACAAAAAUGUGAUUGGAUCAAGGAGGGCUUCAUGGAGGAUCAUCUCUUCCAUUGAGCAGAAGGAAGAGAGCAGAGGAAAUGAAGAUCAUGUUGCACAAAUAAAGGAUUAUAGGGGCAAGAUUGAAGCUGAGCUCAGCAAGAUCUGUGAUGGGAUUUUGAACCUUCUUGAAUCUCACCUCAUCCCUUCGGCCUCAUCCGCUGAGUCAAAGGUGUUUUACCUUAAGAUGAAGGGUGAUUAUCACAGGUAUCUUGCUGAGUUUAAGACUGGUGCUGAGAGGAAGGAAGCUGCCGAGAGCACUUUGUUGGCUUACAAGUCUGCUCAGGAUAUUGCUCUUGCUGAGCUUGCUCCUACUCAUCCAAUUAGGCUUGGACUUGCUCUUAACUUCUCUGUUUUCUACUAUGAAAUCCUCAACUCACCUGAUCGUGCCUGCAAUCUUGCAAAACAGGCUUUUGAUGAGGCUAUUUCUGAGUUGGAUACUUUGGGCGAGGAAUCUUACAAGGAUAGUACAUUAAUCAUGCAACUUCUCCGGGACAAUCUGACGCUUUGGACAUCUGACAUCAUGGAUGAGGCUGGAGAUGAGAUCAAGGAAGCUUCGAAAGAGUCAGGUGAGGUACAGCAGUGAUGAGAUAAAUUCAUAAGAAUUGUGCUCUGUGCCUUAUCUGCAGGUAUACAAUACAUGGAUGCAAUGUGGGUUGUCACAGAAGGUUCGGGUUUUAUUUUUUAAAUGCAUUCAUCUUGGAGUCAUAAUGUUCCUCUGAAUUAUUUAUGUGCCUUAUUUUUGAACAAGAAGAAUUUGACUUGGUUUGAUUUGUUUUUCAUGUGGUAGUGCUGAAUUAGUGGGUUUGCCAAUCCAUCCUUUUCUUUGAAUUUUAGUUA
Hibiscus syriacus is the source of this 1188-nucleotide messenger RNA. Its product is annotated as 14-3-3-like protein. The transcript has 5 exons. Bases 149 to 934 code for a protein of 261 amino acids. NCBI's taxonomy places the organism in Eukaryota, Viridiplantae, Streptophyta, Magnoliopsida, Malvales, Malvaceae. Gene Ontology annotation, cellular component: cytoplasm. The record is from RefSeq and is a predicted model, not a curated record. Gene Ontology annotation, biological process: signal transduction.